UUGUUGGGUUUUGUGGAGAACUCUGACGUUCGAAAGGCUUGGAAGGUUUGUUUGUUAGAUUGCUUGGAAGCGACUGAUGCCACUGUUGGAGUUGAGGAUGGUUUUUAUACCAAUCCACAACACACACCCACACCAACAACUCAACCCUUCCUGCCAAGUUGCAUACGGAAUUAUUGUUCAAUUUCACUUGGUCCCAGUGAAGUCCACCCACUCUUCCCUGCUUUCGACGAGGCAGACAGUGUGUCCGUCAUACGAUGGGAAUAUUAAUGCUGGAAAUUGAAAUCGAACGCCGGUAUCAUAAACGCAUAACAAAAAACGGUACACUGAAACCAGCGGUUGACCAAUCGGUACGAUCGGUACGGACGUGAUCAUGCUAACGGUGUCAGUUACACAACUCAAGCACCACAAGAAGCGACGAACUGACCUUGACGACGUUCGGGUCCUUCCCGUUAGGUGAGUGAUUUGACAGGGCCCCUCCAGGGUACUAGUCGGAAUGUUUGCAAGGCUGUUCGCAUGGACGAUGCGAUGUCGUUGAUCGCAUUUUAAUCGUAACUCCCCCACAAUUGGCAGUAGCUGAUAAGGAACACAGGGGGGAGAGCAUCUAGAAGAGUAUAAAUAGCGAGUGUAUUCUUCAGCAAACGGUACAGUUGUUCUAUUCAAUCGAAAGCCAAUCAAACCAACCUUUAAAAAUGUUUGCCAAAAUCAUCUUCUUCUUCGGCCUGCUCGUUGCUGCUGCCUACGGCAAGCCCGUAUUUCCGCUGGCCUACUCGGCACCGCUCGUUGCUGCUCCUUCCGUAGCGGUGGCCUCUCCACUGGCCGCUCCAUUUGCUGCUGCUGCCUACACGGCGGCUGUCCCGGCAGUUUCGGCGGCAUACACGGCUUCUCCUUACGCCUACAGUGCGUAUCCUUACAGUGCCUAUGGAUCGUAUUUGCUGUAAAAUGUAUCUCAUCUGCUCAACAAGUACCAAAUGAAGCAUCGGUUGAUGGUGGUUAUGUUUGAAAUAUAAAUUUAUUGUUUGCAAGCACAA
Molecule: messenger RNA, 1028 nt
Organism: Anopheles arabiensis
Lineage: Eukaryota; Metazoa; Arthropoda; Insecta; Diptera; Culicidae
Product: cuticle protein 18.6-like
Exons: 2
Coding region: 690-938 (82 amino acids)
Source: RefSeq, a predicted model, not a curated record